Messenger RNA from Diospyros lotus (date-plum), 1395 nucleotides. Its product is annotated as receptor-like protein EIX1. The transcript has 7 exons. Bases 1 to 1395 code for a protein of 464 amino acids. The record is from RefSeq and is a predicted model, not a curated record. Gene Ontology annotation, molecular function: protein binding. Lineage: Eukaryota; Viridiplantae; Streptophyta; Magnoliopsida; Ericales; Ebenaceae.
AUGCUGGCGGUUCGCGGCUCGUCGACUAGCCCUCUCAUUGGGCUCUACGAAGAGGAUAGCCAUAAUGUAGUUGACAUUCCUGACUGCAAAGGUCCUCCUUUUUUGGCAUUCUUGAAUUCGUAUUCUGAAUUUGAAGUUCUUGGCUGGGCUGCUCACCAUCCGAACAUUAAUGCAGAUGUCGAGCUUCUGAAUCGAGGCAUCAUUGAAUUACAUAUAGAGCCAUAUGAUGAAGAUCAGGGGACGGGUGAAUUGCGGUAUGCGCAGGUUGCUUUGGUUUGGACUUCCAGAAAUGAAAAAUCCUCUUCUGCUUUGGCCAAUGACGCACUAAUAGCUGGGAACGUUGUGAAGCUAAAACUUCAAAAUCCAUUUCCAAGAAGUAUUGAUACUGAUGGAAUGGAUUAUGAAUUGGGAGGGGCGAUCAGUCCGUCUUUGCUCAACUUGACGUACUUGAGCGCGUCUUUUGGUGGGGCAAUCCCACGAAGUUUGGGAAACCUUUCUAGCUUGCUUUAUCUAGAUCUCAGCAAUAACUUUGUAGAAUUAGAGGGCAAGGAUUUGAAUUGGGUAUCAAGUCUUUCCUAUUUGAGAUACCUAAAUUUGGGAGGUGUGGACUUGAGCAAGGUCUCAUCUCAUUGGCUUCAAACUAUUAAUUUGCUUCCUUCCCUUGUAGAAGUACACUUGCCUCAAUGUCAGCUUCUCAACCUCCCGCCAUCUCUUCCAUCUAUUAACUUCGCAGCCCUCUCAGUGCUCAAACUUUCAAGGAAUGGCUUCAAUUCCACAAUACCUCACUGGUUAUUUAAUCUCAGCUCCCUACUGCAACUUGACCUAAACUCCAACAAUCUCCAAGGUAGGCUUCCAGACACAUUUGAAGAACUUAUUUCCCUCCAAAAUCUUGAUCUCUCACAGAAUACUUACUUAGAAGGCGAGUUGCCGCCAAGUUUAGGAAAGCUUUGCAAUUUGCAGACAUUGAAGCUUUCCAUGAACAAUAUCAGUGGUGAGGUAACUGAACUCAUUAGCGCGUUAUCAGGAUGCAAUAAAAGUAAGAUAGAGACGUUGGACUUGGGAUUCAACACACUGACAGGAAGGCUCCCUAAUUCAUUUGGAUACUUAAAGAAGUUGAGGGACCUUCAACUGUGGGAGAACAUGUUUAGAGGUUCAAUUCCCAAUUCCAUUGGAAACUUGUCUUCCUUGGAGUACUUGUACCUCUCGAACAAUGAAAUGAGUGGUAGCAUCCCUGGUAAUCUUGGGCAGCUCUCAUCAAUGAUAGUGUUAGAUCUCUCAGAGAAUUCAUGGCAAGGUGUUAUAACUGAGACCCAUUUUGCAAAUCUCUCAAGCUUAAUUAAAGGAGUUGCAAAUGACAAAAACUUCACCAAAUAUUUCAGUGAUUUUCAAAAUUGA